Molecule: messenger RNA, 1690 nt
Organism: Pseudopipra pipra
Lineage: Eukaryota; Metazoa; Chordata; Aves; Passeriformes; Pipridae
Gene: GNAS
Product: GNAS complex locus
Exons: 12
Coding region: 242-1381 (379 amino acids)
Biological process (GO): adenylate cyclase-activating dopamine receptor signaling pathway; sensory perception of chemical stimulus
Cellular component (GO): heterotrimeric G-protein complex
Molecular function (GO): D1 dopamine receptor binding; beta-2 adrenergic receptor binding; insulin-like growth factor receptor binding
Source: RefSeq, a predicted model, not a curated record
GGCGGAGCGGCAGCAAAGUCAUCGCUAUCGGCCCCCCCUCGGCUGGCUCCGGGCUCGGCGCUCUCCAUGUCUCUGGCUCUGGGCAGCGGCCGCCACAGCAGCGAGUAGGGGGGGAGGAGGAGGAGGAGGAGGAGGAAGAAGAAGGGAGCCCGGGAGUGCCUCCCUCCCUCCCUCCCUCCCCCCGGCAGCCCCGGCCGCCUCCCGUCCCCUCGCCCCGCGUCCCUGCCUUCCCCUCCCCAAGAUGGGCUGUUUAGGGAACAGCAAGACGGAGGAUCAGCGCAACGAGGAGAAGGCGCAGCGGGAGGCCAACAAGAAGAUCGAGAAGCAGCUGCAGAAGGACAAGCAGGUCUAUAGGGCCACGCACCGGCUCCUCCUGCUGGGUGCUGGUGAAUCCGGUAAAAGCACAAUAGUCAAACAGAUGAGGAUCUUGCACGUGAAUGGAUUUAAUGCUGAGGAGAAGAAAAUGAAAAUCCAGGAUAUUAAAAACAAUAUUAAAGAAGCUAUAGAGACAAUAGUGACAGCAAUGGGCAAUUUGGCCCCUCCAGUGGAACUAGCCAACCCAGAGAACCAGUUUCGAAUCGACUACAUCUUAAAUUUAGCCAACCAGAUAGACUUCGAUUUCCCACCGGAGUUUUAUGAACACACAAAAACACUUUGGCAAGACGAAGGUGUGAAAGCCUGUUAUGAGAGAUCUAACGAAUAUCAGCUGAUUGAUUGUGCACAGUAUUUUCUAGACAAGAUUGACAUAGUCAAACAGAAUGAGUACACCCCAUCUGACCAGGAUCUUCUCAGAUGCAGAGUUUUGACAUCAGGAAUUUUUGAAACCAAGUUUCAGGUGGAUAAAGUAAAUUUUCAUAUGUUUGAUGUUGGAGGGCAACGAGAUGAACGCCGGAAAUGGAUCCAGUGUUUCAAUGAUGUGACUGCUAUCAUAUUUGUGGUGGCGAGCAGUAGCUACAACAUGGUUAUACGAGAGGACAAUCAGACCAAUCGGCUCCAAGAAGCACUAAACCUCUUCAAGAGUAUCUGGAACAACAGGUGGCUACGGACCAUUUCAGUAAUCCUUUUCCUGAAUAAACAAGAUUUGCUAGCAGAGAAAGUUUUGGCAGGGAAAUCUAAAAUUGAAGACUACUUUCCAGAAUUUGCUCGCUACACUACACCAGAUGAUGCAACACCAGAGCCUGGUGAGGAUCCCAGAGUUACAAGGGCCAAGUAUUUUAUUAGAGACGAGUUUCUUAGAAUCAGCACAGCAAGUGGAGAUGGAAGGCACUACUGCUACCCUCACUUCACGUGUGCCGUGGACACAGAGAACAUCCGGAGGGUUUUCAAUGACUGUCGGGACAUUAUUCAGCGCAUGCACCUUCGCCAAUACGAGUUGUUGUGAUGGAGAGCACUUUUUUCUGUGUUUUGGACUCCUUAUUCCUUAUUAAAACAAAAAAAAAAAAAGAAAAAAAACACCCUUGCCCACAUAGGGUGGAAGAGAACUGUUUGAAUCUCCCAUUGAUUUGCACCCCUCAACUUUUUCUCCUUGCUGGACAAUAGCAGCACUUCUAAGCUUGCUUCUGUACCCCUCGGACAGUUUGAGAUGGCCCCUAACACUUAAGAAAGGCCAUUUCCAUGAGGAUUCCCUAACACUGUUAUUAACAAAAAAAAGAAAAAAAAAAAAAAAGAAAUAAAAACUAAUUAAUUAAAA